This is a messenger RNA of Lutra lutra (Eurasian river otter), 1410 nucleotides long. It is a transcript of the gene NGRN, whose product is annotated as neugrin, neurite outgrowth associated. The record is from RefSeq and is a predicted model, not a curated record. NCBI's taxonomy places the organism in Eukaryota, Metazoa, Chordata, Mammalia, Carnivora, Mustelidae. The transcript is spliced from 3 exons. Gene Ontology annotation, cellular component: nucleus. Bases 37 to 921 code for a protein of 294 amino acids.
UUUCCGGCUGCUGAAGACGUUGUUGUUGUUGUCGACAUGGCGGUUCCUCUGAGCGUCUUGCUGGGCGUGCGUGUCCGUGCUGCUGUCGCUCGCUGUGGGUUCGCGACCCGGGGGGUGGCAGACCCCGGCAUUCUCGGCCGCGAGCCGGACCCCGAUUCCGACUGGGAGCCGGAGGAGCGGGAGCUGCAGGAGGUGGAGAGCACCCUGAGACGGCAGAAAAAAGCCGCCCGGUUCCAGAAAAUUCGGAGGCAGAUGGAGGCUCCGGGUGCUCCGCCCAGGACCCUGACGUGGAAAGCCAUGGAACAGAUCCGGUAUUUACAUAAAGAAUUUGCAGAGUCCUGGUCAGUUCCUAGAUUAGCUGAAGGCUUUGGUGUCAGCACUGAUGUGAUCCGAAGGGUUUUAAAAAGCAAGUUUGUACCCACAUUGGAGCAGAAGCUGAAGCAGGAUCAAAAAGUCCUUAAGAAAGCUGGACUUGCGCACUCACUCCGGCAGCUCCCCGGCUCUGGGGACACCUUGAAGUCGCUGUCUGCGAGUCACUCUGGAUCAGGCUCUUCGCUGAUGCCAAGGGGUGAAUCCUCAUUCAGAGGCUUGGGUCACAGCACAGCUUUGCACCUGAUAGACUCAAACACUCACGGUACAAAUACACCACGGAGACAGAAGGGAGGGAAUCAAGGAAUCCAGGUCCCGGAGGAGGAACGCUCCGUGCCUGUUGCAGCAGCCCUAGGUCAUCAGCGAGAGCUGCAGAAGUCCUCCACCAGCCACGGCGCGGGCAAGAGAGGACCUGAUGGUUAUGGAUUGCCAGGCGACAUGCCGGGAGAUCUGAAGGCAGAGGAGCCGGGUGAGCAGAACUUUAGCAGCAAAGUUGUCCAGAGGGGGCGAGAGUUCUUCGAUAGCAACGGGAACUUCCUGUACAGAAUCUGAGCUGGAGCAUGGCUUGUGGAGGUGCCAAGUGAAACACAGCUGGGCCAGUAUAUCUGGAGCCGCCUGGACUUCUGUGUGUGGAGUAUCCACCUUGGGAUAGUAGGAAAUGAUGAGCCUGGAAGGUGGGAGGAAAGAGCCGGUCAGAUUGAAUCUGAUGAAAGGUAGUGAACUUCACAGGGCAGAUGUAUACAGCAGGUAAGGGUUAAUGACUGCUGGGUACAUUCUGGUGUCCUGGAGCACUGCUCCUGGUCUGACGCGCAUGGAUCCGCAGUGCUCACCCUUCUUGCUGGGGCUCUGUGUGUUGAAACCAGCCCCUGUUGCGGGUGUUGUUAGUCCUCUCUGAUACUUGGAAUAUGUGUUUGGAGAAAACUGCAACGUUUGCCUUCUGACCUCACUUCUUGAAUAAGGAACACUGAUAGUUCGGGAACUUCGGGAACUGUUUAGUCCAUUGUUUUCAUUAUAUGCAAAAAUAAAGUAAAAUGCAGCUUU